AUGACCCGAUCUUCCUCGCCAACGAACACACCAACACACACGUCUUGUUUAGACACGCUCGAAGAAGGGGAAGGUGCACUACCCACUUCUGUACUAGAUCGAUUCAAACGCGCUCGUACGACCAGCCCCGACACAGACAUCGGAUCCGCCCGCAGCGUCACGCCUGACGCUGAGUAUAAGAGUGGGACAGCUGUACCGACGAGAGCCACUGAUAAAGACGAUAUGCCUGGCUCAAGCGCAAUGCGCUCGAGUGAUGAGUGUGUGAAUGCUCUCAUGGACGAGUCUCUCAGUCUCGACGAUGCACGCGUGCCUCAUACCACGCUCGUCCGUGAAGUUGAAACGUGGCGCGCUUCGCAGCCGCGCAUCGGCGACACUUGGUAUGUGAUUCCAGCCGAUUGGUACGAGCGCUGGAAAGUCAAGCCGCAAGGGAUCGCAGCGAUGAACCUCGAAGCUCUUUGCACCAACGAUAACGGCAACGUGACGGCUCGAUACCGUCCAUUGCGUCAGGAUCUCGUUGAGCACGCCGACUAUGAGCUUGUUCCAGCACAGGCGUGGGACAUUCUCGCGUCCCGAUACAGAAUCCAUGGCCCUGCACUGGGCCGCUCCGUCGUGCCUGGUCAAGCGCCUGGUCAAGCGCGCAUUGAAUUGUUUCCGCCUUGCAUCGAGCUUGCUGUGUGUGGCGAGUCGCCAGAGGUAGAGCCAUUCAGAUCAGCGGCUGCAUCCAUCGCAUCGUCGACGUCCCUGUUGCCGACGGUCCGGUUAUCCAGUGGUGUCUCCCUUCGCACACUAAAAGCACAUGUGCGUGCUAUGCACUUGUGUCCGCGACAUGAAGACGCACAUGUGCGGUUCUUCCGCUUGCCGCCGUCGCUGAAGCUGACGGCUCUCACGGAGCAUGGCAUGCUCUCUAAGCAAGCGCUGGCAAAGGCCGAUCCCCCCAUUGAGCUUGUCGAGGGCACCGACGAUGCGACGCUAGCGUCGCUGGAUCUCACGGCGCCGUCUGUGUUUCUAGGCAUCGACGUGCGUGUGCGCACAGCGAGUGACCCACGCUCGUUCACGUGGCAGGUCAGCACAACAACGAGCGACACUGGCACCACAGACGCAUUGCCCACCAGCCAUACAUCGUCACGGACUGCCAUUACGCCCGCGCCGGCGUUUCUGCCGUCAUUAGCGCCGCCGGCUCAGCACGGGUCUACCGCGAGGCCAUGCGGACUGCGUGGCUUGGCGAACCUCGGCAACACCUGCUUCAUGAACAGCGCAUUACAGUGCCUAAGCAACACCCACGAGCUCCAGCAGUACUUCCUGAACGGUGUGCAGAUGGACGAGCUCAACACCGACAACCCAUUGGGUAUGGGCGGCACACUCGCAAUGGCAUACGGCCGUCUCGUCAGUGCUCUCUGGAGCGAGAGCGCAUCAGGCGCUGUGGUUCCGCGCGAGUUCAAGACGACACUCGCACGCUUUGCGCCGCAGUUCAUGGGAUAUGCCCAGCAAGACAGUCAGGAACUGUUGGCAUUCUUGCUGGAUGGACUGCAUGAAGACCUGAACCGUAUCCACAAAAAACCGUACAUUGAAGCGCCCGAUUGGAUCGGCGGCUCCGACGCGGACAUGGUGCGCUUUGCGCAGCAGCAGUGGGAUCUGUACAAAGCGCGCAAUGACUCGGUGAUUGUCGACCUGUUCCAGGGCCAGUAUCGCAGCACGCUCGUGUGCCCCACAUGCCACAAAGUGUCGGUCAAGUUCGAUCCGUUCAUGUAUCUAACGCUGCCGAUUCCCAACACGCGCAAGUGGCGCGGCCGUGUGUACGUUGUGCCGCAGCAUGCAGCGCAGCCGCUCGUCCAAGUCGACGUCCAGCUGCCUGCGACAGCGACGGUCGCAGAACUCCGCACCAAAGUGGCCGACCUGUUGAGCAUGGAUCCUGCAUGCCUCCUGAUGGGCGAGGUAUGGUCGUAUCAUGUCUACCGUUGGCUUGAGGCCUUUGAGCCCGUGAGCGAUAUCAGUGCCAGCGACUACAUCUACCUGUGGGAAGUGGCCGACGCCUUUACCAUGCCGAAGCCGAUGAAGCCCACGACGUCCAGGUUCUCGUUCUUUUCUCGUCCUGAGCGCACAGUCGCCGACAUCGAGGCCGCGUAUCCGCCACCGUCCGACAUGCCUGCAACCAUCUGCCUGCCUGUGUACUCGUGCAAAGCGGACGGCCCCGACCGCUUCGGCUCGUUCCGCCGCUCCCUUGGCGAGCCUUUUGGCCUCCCGUUCUUUGUGUCUAUUCCUCGUGAGAAAGCUCACGAUGUCGCGUGGAUCUAUGCCCAGGUCCUCGAGCAGUACGUGCGCUUCAGUCCCGAGGCCUCCGCCACGGACUUGUGUGCCAAGGCAGCCGACGCCAAGCGCGCGACCGACGCCCGGACAAGCGCCGAUCCUAGCACCAGCCCGGAUGCUGUGCCGCCGCACACCUCGGCCUCCGUGGUAGAAUGCGCCGCACCGCCCGCGUUCCCUUUCGCUUUGCGUUUCAGUGUGCCAAGUGCCGACGAAGCCAUGCACCGUGGCGACGAUGCGAACGACCAGACAACAGAGUGCAUGACGCAGCGUGCUGCUCGUCUUGGAUGUCCACCGAACAGCGACGAGGCGUCGCAUGCCGCAUGGCCCGUCACAUACCCGGGCGGUGCAUUGUAUGCGCUGUGGGAAGGCGCCGUCGCCGACGCGGUGCUGGAGCAGGUGCGUGCGAAUCAAACAUGGGGUCCGAUCUCGCUCGCACAAGACGCCGACUUUCAAAAGGGCACCGCCAUGCUUGCUGAAGGCAAGCGGCGCGCGCCGAAAUUGCGCCUCGACGACUGUUUGGACGAGUUUACUCGGGCAGAACAGCUGGGCGAAAACGAUCUGUGGUAUUGCCCUGCGUGCCGCGACUUUCGACAAGCCACGAAAAAAUUCGACCUGUGGAAAGUGCCCGAUAUUCUUGUCGUGCACCUGAAACGCUUCAGCGCCGGGCGUGGGACGCGCGACAAGCUCGACAACUGGAUCGAGUUCCCCUUAGAGCACUUGGAUUUACGCGAUCGCGUCGUCGGCACACGGCUGUGGCACAGUUUGCGCAUGGAGCGUGCGCCCAGUCAGAUGCAGCUGAAAGAGGGUCUGAUCGUUUCUCACGACACACAUGACGAUGAUGUGUUGGCGGACGAGCCUGUGUAUGAUUUGUAUGCCGUCGACAACCAUUUUGGCGGCUUAGGUGGCGGUCACUAUACGGCCUUUGCCAAGAAUCCAGCCGAUGGCCACUGGUACAAUUUCGACGACUCGUGCGUUCGUCCUGUGUCAGAUCCUGACAUGGUCAAGUCGUCCGCUGCAUAUUUGCUAUUCUACCGUCGCCGCACGACACGUCCUAUCGGUAGCACGUCGCGUGACAGGCUCAUGGAGAAGCAGCAGCAGCAGGCCCUUGCCACGGCUUCGACGGCUGCUUCGUGUACCGAUACUGCCUCGCCUGGGCGAACUGGACCGCCUGGAUCGCCAGCGCCGGUUGCGCCUCCUUUUCUCCCUGCAGCUACGUCCCCUUCCCUUCCUGUAUCUUCUGCGCCAUGGCCGCCAUCCCCGACGAUGUCGUCAUCGUCGUCUUCCUCCACAUCUUCUCCCACCUCGCCGAUCAGCUCCUCGACCGAUACAAAAGUGCCUCUCAACACGGACGAGACCCAUGUCGCCCCUGAUCUAGAUGAUGACCCAUCUCUGUAG
Molecule: messenger RNA, 3699 nt
Organism: Malassezia globosa CBS 7966
Lineage: Eukaryota; Fungi; Basidiomycota; Malasseziomycetes; Malasseziales; Malasseziaceae
Exons: 1
Coding region: 1-3699 (1232 amino acids)
Biological process (GO): protein deubiquitination
Molecular function (GO): cysteine-type deubiquitinase activity
Source: RefSeq, a predicted model, not a curated record